AUGAAGCUCGCCAUUCUGAUAUUUUGCUCAGCUGCAGCUGCCCUGUCAUGUGAAGAAGCUCAGGCACAGAAAUACUUCAAAUUCGCCGGCCUUCCAGAUGUCAAGCAGCGCAAUUUUGUCUGUGCGCCUGAAGCAGAGAAACAAUUUGCUUUGAGCGCCAAAGCUAUUGUCGACGCAAUGGAAAAUAGCCCAAAUGUCCAACUUUAUUGCACAACAAAGGUGCAGGCUGCCUCUUCAUGCCAUUUGAACAAACACAUCCAACGCGCGUUAGUCCUUGUGAAGGAUACAGAUAAUAUUGAGCGAGAGGUCCACAUCUGGUACACAUCGUGGCUUCCGAUGAACUCAGACUAUUAUCAGGUCAACUUCUGCAGCAUUCACGUUGGCGAUGUGCAGGGAAAGAGCCACAAAUGCUCGGAUUGCGAAUUGAGAUCCCAGCGAGCCGAUAGCGCUUCUAAGGAUGGCAUUGCGAUGAGCCAUGAUUCGUUAGUACUGUUUAGCAAUACCUACUUUCAAGAGCCGGGCGAUCCAUGA
Protomyces lactucae-debilis is the source of this 531-nucleotide messenger RNA. RefSeq lists its product as uncharacterized. NCBI's taxonomy places the organism in Eukaryota, Fungi, Ascomycota, Taphrinomycetes, Taphrinales, Protomycetaceae. The coding region runs from base 1 to 531 and encodes 176 amino acids. The transcript has 3 exons. The record is from RefSeq and is a predicted model, not a curated record.